This is a messenger RNA of Cygnus olor (mute swan), 7470 nucleotides long. RefSeq names its product coiled-coil domain containing 88A (gene CCDC88A). Lineage: Eukaryota; Metazoa; Chordata; Aves; Anseriformes; Anatidae. The record is from RefSeq and is a predicted model, not a curated record. Gene Ontology annotation, biological process: cytoplasmic microtubule organization; cytoskeleton-dependent intracellular transport. Gene Ontology annotation, molecular function: dynein light intermediate chain binding; microtubule binding. Gene Ontology annotation, cellular component: centrosome; cytoplasm.
GGGGGGGAAGAGGAAGAGAGCGCGCUGGCGGAGGGAUCGGCGGCUGCCUGGUGCGGAGGGAUCCGUGGGCUGCAGCCGAUCGGCGGGCAUUGGGGAGGGGGCGGUGCUGCGGCUCUGGGCCGGCUGAGGCGAGAAUCCCGGUAGCCAGGCAGCCUCCCUCCUUUCUUCCCUGCCUGCCUCCCGCCUCCCCGACGCGCAGAGGGGAGAGGCACCGAUAGCAGGGCUGAGAUCCGCGUAGAUGGGCGGCCAAACCCGUUGUUUUUUCGAAAGAGGAAGAUAAACCCCAGCUGCCAGAGCAUCGACUUUUUUGUUGGUGUUGCGUUGCUUUGUGAAAAUGGGGCUCGCUUACUCCAGCUAAAUCCUCCCAGCGCCUUAGAGUUGCUACAGCGAAGGACUUCUCGUUUUUUGCAGCAGAGGAGCUACGUUGAUGUUAGCCUCUCUUCUGUAAAAUGGAGAACGAAAUAUUCACACCCCUUUUGGAGCAGUUCAUGUCUAGCCCUCUUGUCACCUGGGUUAAGACGUUUGGACCGUUAGCUGGAAGAAACGGGACCAACCUGGAGGAAUAUGUGGCGCUAGUGGAUGGCGUGUUCCUGAGCGAAGUCAUGCUGCAAAUUAAUCCAAAAUCUGCUAAUCAGAGGAUAAAUAAAAAAGUCAACAAUGAUACAUCACUAAGGAUUCAGAAUUUGUCUAUUUUGGUGAAGCAAAUAAAAACUUACUAUCAGGAGACUUUGCAGCAGUUGAUCAUGAUGUCUUUGCCAAACGUGUUAAUAAUUGGCAGAAAUCCUUUUUCUGAGCCAGGUACUGAAGAAAUAAAAAAACUGCUGCUGCUGCUACUUGGGUGUGCGGUUCAGUGUCAGAAAAAAGAAGAAUUCAUUGAAAGUAUCCAAUGUCUGGAUUUUGACACGAGAGCAGCUGUUGCAGCCCAUAUUCAAGAGGUAACUCAUAAUCAAGAAAAUGUGUUUGAUCUGCAGUGGAUGGAGGUCAUUGUAUUGACACAAGAAUAUGUUGAACCUCUCUUGAAAAACAUGGCAUUACAUUUGAAAAGACUUAUAGAUGAAAGAGAUAAGCACUCAGAGACUAUCAUAGAACUCUCAGAAGAACGGGACUCUCUCCGUUUUCUACCUCAUGCAUCAGCAGCACAGUCACCUUGUGGAUCUCCUGGCAUGAAACGCACCGAAAGCAGGCAGCACCUGUCAGUAGAGCUAGCAGAUGCCAAAGCAAAGAUAAGAAGGCUUAGACAAGAGCUUGAGGAAAAGACUGAGCAGUUGCUUGACUGUAAACAAGAACUUGAACAGAUGGAAGCUGAACUAAAGAGACUUCAGCAGGAGAACAUGAAUUUACUCUCAGAGGCCCGUUCUGCCAGAGUGUAUAGAGAUGAAUUAGAUGCUCUUCGUGAGAAGGCAAUUCGAGUCGACAAACUUGAAAGUGAAGUCAGCCGGUAUAAAGAGAGGCUGCAUGAUAUUGAAUUCUACAAAGCUAGAGUGGAGGAGCUAAAGGAAGACAAUCAAGUGUUGCUAGAAACGAAGACAAUGUUGGAAGAUCAGCUGGAGGGGACACGAGCCCGUUCAGAUAAAUUACAUGAGUUAGAAAAAGAGAAUCUACAAUUAAAAGCUAAAUUACAUGAUAUGGAGAUGGAGCGUGAUAUGGACAGAAAGAAGAUUGAGGAACUCAUGGAGGAAAAUAUGACUCUAGAAAUGGCUCAGAAACAAAGUAUGGAUGAAUCGUUGCAUCUCGGCUGGGAACUUGAACAGAUAAAUAGGACUACUGAACUUUCUGAAGUGCCACAGAAAUCACUUGGUCAUGAAGUAAAUGAACUGACAUCAAGCAGAUUACUGAAGUUGGAAAUGGAAAACCAAAGUUUGCUGAAGACAGUGGAAGAAUUACAAAAUGCAGUGGGUUCUGUAGAAGACAGUAGUUCAAAGAUUCUGAAAAUGGAAAAGGAAAACCAAAGACUUAACAAAAAGCUUGAAGGGCUAGAGAAUGAAAUUAGCCAAGAGAAACAAAGUCUGCAGAACAGUCAAAAUUUGAGUAAAGAUUUGAUGAAGGAGAAAACACAGCUUGAAAAGACACUUGAGGCACUUCGAGAAAACUCAGAGCGACAAAUUAAGCUAUUAGAACAAGAAAAUGAACAUUUGAAUCAAACUGUAGCUUCUCUAAGACAACGCUCACAAAUCAGUGCUGAAGCGAGAAUGAAGGAAAUCGAAAAAGAAAAUAAAAUUCUUCAUGAGUCUAUUAAAGAAACCAGUAGUAAGUUAAAUAAGAUUGAGUUUGAGAAAAAACAAGUGAGAAAAGAACUGGAACAUUAUAAAGAGAAAGGGGAGAGAGCAGAAGAACUCGAGAAUGAGCUGCAUCAUCUGGAGAAGGAAAAUGAAUUAUUACAGAAAAAAAUUACUAACUUAAAAAUUACUUGUGAGAAGAUAGAGGCCUUAGAACAAGAAAACUCAGACCUGGAGACAGAAAACAGAAAGCUGAAAAAGACUUUGGAUAGCCUAAAAAAUCUCUCUUUUCAAUUAGAAUCCUUGGAAAAGGAAAAUUCACAACUUGAUGAAGAAAACUUAGAAUUAAGAAGAACAAUUGAAUCUUUGAAGUGUACAAGCAUUAAGGUGGCACAACUACAAUUAGAAAAUAAGGAACUGGAGAGUGAAAAGGAACAACUUAAAAAAAGCCUUGAACUCAUGAAAGCCUCAUUUAAGAAAAGUGAACGCUUAGAAGUCAGCUACCAAGGUCUAGACACAGAAAACCAAAGGUUACAGAAAGCCCUUGAAAACAGCAAUAAGAAAAUUCAGCAACUAGAAAGUGAAUUACAAGAUUUAGAGUCCGAAAAUCAGACUCUGCAGAAAAACUUAGAAGAGUUGAAAAUCUCUAGUAAGCGCCUAGAGCAAUUGGAAAAGGAGAAUAAGUUGUUAGAACAAGAGACUUCUCAACUGGAAAAAGAUAAGAAACAGUUAGAAAAGGAAAAUAAAAGACUUCGACAACAAGCAGAAAUUAAAGAUAGUACUUUAGAAGAAAACAAUGUAAAAAUUAGCAAUCUGGAAAAGGAAAAUAAAUCUCUAUUUAAAGAAAUAGUUGUAUAUAAGGAGUCAUGCAUUCGCCUGAAAGAACUAGAAAAGGAAAAUAAAGAACUUGUGAAAAGAGCUACUAUUGAUAAGAAAACCCUUGUCACUUUACGAGAGGACUUGGUGAGUGAAAAAUUGAAGACCCAACAAAUGAACAAUGAUCUAGAAAAGCUUGCCCAUGAACUUGAAAAAAUAGGCUUAAACAAGGAGCGUCUCUUGCAUGAUGAACAGAGUAGUGAUGACAGUAGGUACAAGCUUCUGGAGUCAAAAUUAGAAUCCACACUUAAGAAGUCUCUUGAAAUAAAAGAAGAAAAAAUUGCUGCUUUGGAGGCUCGUUUAGAAGAAUCAACAAAUUUAAACCAGCAACUCCGUCAAGAGCUUAAAACAGUGAAAAAGAACUAUGAAGCCCUCAAACAAAGACAAGAAGAGGAAAGGAUGGUUCAGAAUUCUCCUCCAAGAAGUGGAGAAGAAAAUCAGUCUGUCAAUAAGUGGGAGAAAGAAAAUCAGGAAACUACUAGAGAAUUACUGAAAGUUAAAGAUAGAUUAAUAGAAGUGGAAAGGAAUAAUGCUACACUGCAGGCAGAGAAACAAGCACUGAAAACACAAUUAAAGCAGCUUGAAACACAGAAUAGUAAUCUGCAGGCUCAGAUUCUUGCACUUCAGAGACAGACUGUUUCUCUACAAGAACAAAAUACAACUUUACAAACUCAAAAUGCCAAGCUUCAGGUUGAAAAUUCCACCCUUAAUUCUCAAAGUACAUCUCUUAUGAAUCAGAAUGCUCAACUGUUGAUCCAACAGUCUGCACUAGAAAAUGAAAAUGAAUGUGUGCUCAAGGAUCAUGAGGAUCUGAAAUCCUUGUAUGAUUCACUUCUCAAAGAUCAUGAAAAACUGGAACACCUACAUGAACGCCAAGCUUCUGAGUAUGAAUCGCUGAUUGCUAAACAUGGAAGUCUUAAAUCUGCACACAAAAAUCUGGAGGUGGAGCAUAAGGACUUAGAAGAUAGGUACAAUCAGUUGCUGAAACAGAAAGUGCAGUUGGAAGAGUUGGAGAAAGUGCUCAAGAUAGAACAGGAGAAAAUGCUUCAGCAAAAUGAAAAACAUGAAACUGUAGCAGUAGAAUAUAAGAAACUUCGUGAUGAAAAUGAUAGGCUUGCUCAUACAUACAGUCAACUCUUAAGAGAGAAUGAAGUUCUGCAAACUGAUCAUAAGAAUCUGAAAACAUUAUUGAACAAUUCUAAACUAGAACAAACGCGAUUAGAAGCUGAGUUUUCUAAACUUAGAGAACAGUACCAACAACUGGAUAUUACAUCUACCAAAUUAAAUAAUCAAUGUGAGCUGCUUAGCCAGCUUAAAGGAAAUCUGGAGGAGGAAAACAGACAUCUACUAGAUCAAAUUCAGACAUUAAUGCUACAAAAUAGAACAUUACUUGAGCAGAAUAUGGAAAGCAAGGAUCUCUUCCAUGUAGAGCAAAGGCAGUACAUUGACAAGCUAAAUGAAUUAAGGCGACAGAAGGAGAAGUUGGAAGAGAAGAUAAUGGAUCAGUAUAAAUUUUAUGAGCCAUCUCCACCAAGAAGAAGGGGUAACUGGAUUGCUCUGAAGAUGAAGAAGCUGAUAAAAUCCAAGAAGGAUGCUAAUCGAGAACGUUUGAAAUCUGUGACCCUUACGCCUACCCGUUCAGAAUCCAGUGAAGGAUUUCUUCAGCUGCCCCACCAGGACAGUCAAGAUAGUUCUUCAGUAGGCUCAAAUUCUCUUGAAGAUGGCCAGACCCUGGGAACCAAAAAGAGUAGUAUGGUUGCACUGAAAAGACUGCCCUUUUUGAGGAACAGACCGAAGGAAAAAGACAAAAUGAAGGCCUUCUACCGUCGCUCCAUGUCCAUGAAUGACCUGGUGCAGUCCAUGGUCUUAGCAGGAGGACAAUGGACAGGUAGUUCUGAGCAUCUGGAGGGUCCUGAUGAUAUAUCUGCGGGUAAAAGGAGAAAAGAAUUGGGAGCUAUGGCCUUCUCUACUACAGCUAUCAACUUUGCAGCUGUCAACUCUUCUACAGGCUUCAGAUCCAAGCAGUUGCUAAAUAAUAAAGAUACUACAUCCUUUGAAGAUGUAAGUCCACAAGGUAUUAGUGAUGAUUCUAGUACAGGAUCAAGAGUUCAUGCUUCCAGACCAGCCAGCCUUGAUAGUGGCAGAACAUCCACUAGCAAUAGCAAUAACAAUGCUUCACUCCAUGAAGUCAAAGCAGGUGUGGUUAACAAUCAAAGCAGGCCGCAAAGUCACAGCAGUGGAGAAUUUAGUCUGCUACAUGAACACGAGGCUUGGUCUAGCAGCAGCAGCAGUCCUAUUCAGUAUUUGAAAGGUCAUACAAGGUCUAGUCCUGUGCUCCAGCAAAGAACACCCGAAACACUGGAUAGUCGUGGAAAACAGAUCAAAAACGGUUCUCCUGGAAGUGAAGUUGUUACCCUGCAGCAGUUUUUAGAAGAAAGCAACAAAAGUACCUCAAGCGAGAUGAAAUCUGCAAGUGAAGAGAAUCUUUUAGAUGAAGUAAUGAAAAGUUUAUCUGAGUCUGCUGAGCUGACAGGAAAGGAAAAGCUAAGAAAACAGGCAUCUGCUGGUUGUGGUAUUGUGAGGUCAUUAAGUGUAAAAAAUACAGUUGAUUUCUCAGAUGGACGAUCCAUUAAACCAGAACAACUUGUAAGGCCCAGCUUCCGUAAAACUGAAGAUGCCUACUUUACUAGCUCUCCAAUAAAAUUUACAUCAGGCACUCAAGGGAAGACCAAAUCAGUUAAAGAAAAGAUGCAAGCAACUGUAUCACAGCGACAAUCAAGAGAUUGCAAUCCUUAUGCUACCUUACCUCGUGCAAGCAGCGUAAUUUCUACAGCAGAAGGAACUACUCGAAGGACAAGCAUUCAUGAUUUUUUGUCUAAGGAUAUUAGGCAACCUGUUUCAGUUGAUCCAGCGCCAUCCACCGCUGACAGAAGCGUUCCAGCAACAUCUAGUGAGUACUCAGCACAACAGUUAUCCCCUAACGUUUUGCACUGUGUGGCUUACAGAGUAGAUUGUGUUCCACAAAGUGAUGCAGCUAAUACAGUUAAACCACGUAAUUUAGGAUGUAACUUUGAUGUGCCUAAGACUUCAAGGAUGGAAAGGUCAAAUUUUCAUGAGAAAACUUUAAGCACAAAUGUGUUUAAUGAUAAAGUCAGUGUAUCUGGCAAUGAUAGCACAAGAUCAUUUACUGUGGCUCAUCCGUUUUUAUCCCUUAACACUGAAUUAGUUAGUAAUAUAAGUGGAUUGCCUCCAAGGUCUGCAUCAAAAACUGAUCAGGCGAACCUGUCAACAUUUAGAUCUGUACUGAAAAGUCAAGAACAGCCUUCAGCUAAUCAGAAAUCUGAUCAUAGUGACCUACGGUCAGCUCUAACUAGUGAAUUUGCUCCUACCACCUGUGUAAACACUAGUGAGGCUGAACCCCCGCUGCUCGUUUCUGAAGAUAAUAAAACUGUGUGGUAUGAGUAUGGUUGUGUCUGAAAAGAAAAUUGUAUUUUUAAAUAUAUAAUCAUAUAUGACAUAGGAUUUUUUCAAUGUCCACUGGAUUUAUAAAAAAUGUCACCACAAUGAAAAAGUGAUUUGCUUUUAGAUCUAUGGGUUGUUUUUUCUGAGACGAAUGACACAGAGUUCAGCUGUGUACUCUAGCAUGUAUUCGAAUGUAAAAUUGUAAUUUCACUAAAGUUUGCAUGAAACGUUAAUUGCACUGUGUAUAUUUUGCAUGCCUUUAAAAUUCUUUAUAAUACAAGCUAUAUUUAAUUUGUCAUCCAUUACAAAUAUUUUGUUUUUUUCUCCUGUACGUAACUGAAUGCAUGUUAAACCAGUUGCAUGCUGCAUUGCCAAAAGCGGCACAGCGAAUUAUGUAAUUUUUGGUCCAAGACAGUACUUUUCAGUUGUGUUUGUGCUUUCAGAUGCAUCAGUAAUAUGUUGAUUAUGUAUUUGGAGUAGAAACGCAUUUUUUUCCUUCUUUCAAAAAUGCUUCUUUUCAUUAGCAUUUCAUUUAGAGAGAUUUCAGUAUCUCACUCUUAACAUUUCUGCCACGUCCAGUGUGUCACUCUGCACGUGGAACAAGUUAUAGCCCAAUAAUUCAAUGACUUACCUUGCACAACAGAUAUGCAUCCUUGUUCAGAUUAACAUUCAAAUAUUUUAAUAAGUAACUACAAUUAACAUUCAUAAUCCUAAACAUAAAUGAUAAUUCUUAAGAGGUAAACAGUGUGCAGCACUUGCAAUGAUAAAAUGACCCUUUCCACCGUUUCCCUUUCAUAUGCAUUGUUUUUUCCACGUCUGGUGUACAAAUGUGGUGAGGUAUGCUGUUCAGUAGGAGUCAAGUAACACAGUUAUCUGAGACUCCGGGUGAUGUAUGGUAAUAAAAACUUGUACUGAU